ACAGCAGCGUCGUUGUCGUCGACAAAUCGACAACCGUGACCUCGACCCGGCUCACGCUCCCCACGCACCACGCAAUCUGCGAUGAGACCUCGGGAAAUUGUGAGUUGCUCCCUCUCCCGCAAGUUGGAUAAAUCACAUCCUCAAGUAAAUGCCUCCCCUCUCCCUCACAGAAAUCGACCACUUCCCCUUCCCGGCUCCCUUUGGCGUGACCGCGUACAACUACUACGGCGGCAAUCAGUCCGUCGGGGACACGCGGCCUUACACGCCCCAUCCGGCGGAGUUCGAUUUCGUUGAGACCAAGCUCGUCGCGGAAAAGGUCGCGUGCUGCAAUUUCGCCAUGACACAGGGCCUCGCGGCGUUCGGUUACUGGAUGCCUGCGGACGUAUACGGGCAGCCACGGUGCUACGUCUUCAACGUCAAGGACAAGAAGCGCUGCCAGCCGCAAAGGGUCCAAUUCACGCUGUUGGAUGGCAGUCGCAAUUCGGCCAAGGGCUCGGGUUAUUUCGCCUUUGUGGUCAGAUCGUACCGGAUCAGCAUGGUUAUAGUUACUAUGAUAAAUGAUCGAUGGCAAUGACUAUUGGUCUUAUAUAUAUUUGCACACGUGCGCUCCAUAAGCUUCGGCUGAUAAAGGCGAUCACCGAGCAUUUCUCCAAAUAAAUAUCGCGGCCUGAGAUG
Molecule: messenger RNA, 675 nt
Organism: Dissoconium aciculare CBS 342.82
Lineage: Eukaryota; Fungi; Ascomycota; Dothideomycetes; Mycosphaerellales; Dissoconiaceae
Exons: 2
Coding region: 149-574 (141 amino acids)
Source: RefSeq, a predicted model, not a curated record